GGGAGCCCGAGCCCCGCGGCGCGCGAGUCGGUGGCGAGCUGAGGAAGCGAGGCGGGAGGUGGAGCCGACCGGCGAGGGACCGUGCCGGAGGAAAGGAGCGGGGACGCUGGUUCCGGCCUGAGGAGACGCCGAGAGGACGUGGGCGAGGCGAUGCCCGGCUCGGACCUGCUGGCGCUGAAGGCCUUUGAGCCCUACUUUGAGAUUUUGGAAGCAUACUCCACGAAAGCCAAGAAUUAUGUUAAUGGGCACUGCACCAAAUACGAACCCUGGCAGCUGAUUGCAUGGAGUGUCCUCUGGACUCUGCUGUUGGUCUGGGUUUAUCAGUUUGUCUUCCAGCCUGAGAGCUUGUGGUCAAGAUUUAAAAAAAAAUGGUUUAAGCUCACCAGAAAGAUGCCUAUUAUUGGCCGCAAGAUUGAAGACAAGUUGAACCAGACCAAGGAUGAUAUUAGCAAGCACUUGUCCUUCCUGAAAGUGGACAAGGAGUAUGUGAAAGCCUUGCCCUCCCAGGGUCUGAGCUCAUCUGCAGUUCUGGAGAAACUCAAGGAGUACAGCUCUAUGGAUGUCUUUUGGCAAGAAGGGAAGGCCUCUGGAGCAGUGUACAGUGGCGAGGAGAAGCUCACUGAGCUGCUCAUCAAGGCUUACGGAGACUUUGCAUGGAGUAACUCACUACAUCCAGAUAUCUUCCCAGGAUUGCGUAAGAUAGAAGCUGAGAUUGUGAGAAUGGCUUGUUCCCUCUUCAAUGGGGGACCGGAUUCCUGUGGGUGUGUGACCUCAGGGGGCACAGAAAGCAUACUGAUGGCCUGCAAAGCUUAUCGGGACCUGGCUCUAGAGAAGGGGAUCAAAACUCCAGAGAUUGUGGCUCCCCAGAGUGCUCACGCCGCAUUUGACAAGGCAGCCUGCUAUUUCGGCAUGAAGAUUGUGCGGGUUCCGCUGAACAAGAUGAUGGAGGUGGAUGUGCGGGCGAUGAGGAGAGCCAUUUCCAGGAACACAGCCAUGCUCGUCUGCUCUGCUCCACAGUUUGCUCACGGCGUGAUAGAUCCCAUCCCCGAGGUGGCCAAGCUGGCUGUCAAAUACAAAAUCCCUCUGCAUGUAGACGCAUGUCUGGGCGGCUUCCUCAUCGUCUUUAUGGAGAAAGCAGGGUACCCACUGGAGCAGCCAUUCGACUUCCGGGUGGAAGGUGUGACCAGCAUUUCAGCUGAUACCCAUAAGUAUGGCUACGCCCCCAAAGGCUCUUCUGUGGUGCUGUACAGUGAGAAGAAGUACAGGAAUUACCAGUUCUUCGUUAGUACGGAUUGGCAGGGCGGCAUCUAUGCCUCCCCAAGCAUCGCAGGCUCACGGCCUGGGGGCAUCAGUGCAGCCUGUUGGGCUGCCUUGAUGUACUUCGGGGAGAACGGCUACGUUGAAUCUACUAAGCAGAUCAUCAAAACUGCUCGCUUCCUCAAGUCAGAACUGGAGAAUAUCAAAGGCAUCUUUGUUUUUGGGAAUCCUCAAUUGUCAGUCAUUGCUCUGGGCUCCCGAGAAUUUGACAUCUUCCGACUUUCUAACAUGAUGACUGCUAAGGGGUGGAACUUGAACCAGUUACAGUUUCCGCCCAGUAUUCAUUUCUGCAUCACAUUAGUACACACCCGGAAGCGAGUAGCCAUACAGUUCCUGAAGGACGUCCGGGAGUCUGUCACACAAAUCAUGAAGAAUCCUAAAGCAAAGACCACAGGAAUGGGUGCCAUCUACGGCAUGGCCCAGGCAAUCGUCGACAGGAAUUUGGUUGUGGAAUUGACGUCGGUCUUCCUGAACAGCCUGUACAGCACAGACACAGUGACCCAGGGCCCCCAGAUGAAUGGUUCUCCAAAGCCCCGCUGAGCCUGGACCCUUUCUAGCCCCAGGGGCUUCUGGCCUUCAGAAGGUUCUGGGGGUACGGAAUAGCCAUGUACAACUUUGACCUCUGGUCUUGGCCCAGAGCACAACCAGAUAGACCGCAAGACAGCUUGAACCUCA
Lepus europaeus (European hare) is the source of this 1992-nucleotide messenger RNA. It is a transcript of the gene SGPL1, whose product is annotated as sphingosine-1-phosphate lyase 1. Gene Ontology annotation, molecular function: pyridoxal phosphate binding; sphinganine-1-phosphate aldolase activity. Gene Ontology annotation, cellular component: endoplasmic reticulum. The record is from RefSeq and is a predicted model, not a curated record. Lineage: Eukaryota; Metazoa; Chordata; Mammalia; Lagomorpha; Leporidae. The coding region runs from base 151 to 1857 and encodes 568 amino acids. The transcript is spliced from 15 exons. Gene Ontology annotation, biological process: sphingolipid catabolic process; carboxylic acid metabolic process.